Leptonychotes weddellii (Weddell seal) is the source of this 3018-nucleotide messenger RNA. Lineage: Eukaryota; Metazoa; Chordata; Mammalia; Carnivora; Phocidae. The record is from RefSeq and is a predicted model, not a curated record.
GGCCCACCGAGACGCGGAUGCCCGGGCUGUGGCUCUGGCAGGGACCACUAACUGGGGCUACGACUCUGAUGGGCAGGGCCUCCGCAGACUCCCUGCCCAGGCCAGCAAGAGGCCUCGGCCUGCAUUCCUGUCCCGCCUCCAGCUCCCCCUGACCACGUGACCUGAGCAAUCUGUUCUCCUGCCUGUCUCUGCCUGGCCAGCUCAUCGCUAUGAGAUGCAGGAGGUGUUGAGGGACCAGGGCAUAGCACGUGACACGUUUGAAGCUUGUCUGUUGCCUAAUGGGCUUGGAGUCCUUGGCUGUGUGGGUGGGCGUGUCACCCUGAGCAUGUCUGGAGACUGAACACACACCUCCCUUCCCUUCGGCUCUGAUGCUUGUCCUGUGGUUGGUGGUGGGCUGCUGUGCAGGGGGCUGGCCAGAUUGACCCCCCAGUGCUCAGGUCUGCGACCCUGGCACUUGACAGUGGGAAGGGGGUCGCCUCUCACUAGCAGUGGGUCUGCCUUGGCUUUUGGGGGAUCAGCAUUCCAUGCAGGUGGGGUGCUUUGGGCCUUCCUCCCGUCUCCUGUUGGCAUCUGUCUCUGCUUCUGGCCUCCUUAGCGCAGUUUCCGCCGCGUGGCUUGUGUGGCCGCUCCAUAGCCCUGGGUGUGACAGGAGACACACAAGGAGCAGGUUUUUUCAGCCUCUGUUCCUAGUGGGAGAAAGCAGAUCAGAAUAGGAGCAUGGGACGGGAGGGAGGGGCUGUAAGAGCCUCUUUUCUAGGGGCAAAGAGGAGACAGAUGGACCCAACUGGAGUGGGGGUGUGGGCCUUACACUCAGGGCAGCAGGAUGCUAAGGUGGGCCAGGCCCUGCUCCGGGUCUAAGCAAGGGCACCUGGCCUGCUGUGCAGAUGGCAUUUCAGGAGAGCAGGGGGUGGAGGGUGGAGCCUGACCAGGACCCCAGCCUGCUGGGCUGCCAGAGCGACACCUAGAGCCUACCUGCACUCUGGGACUGGUCAGUGAGACCCCAGCCCCUUGCGGGUUGGCUCAAGGUCUGUGUCCAGGGGGGCCUGUCCUUAGAAGAGGAACAGCUCCGUGCAUAGACAACAUCUGUAGUAUUAGUAGCCCUAGUUGGCUUUCAGGAAGGAUCUGGUUCUGGGCCACAGUCAGUCUCCUGAGACAUGGCGCACGUGCUGUGAGGAUUAGGCCCCUCUGCAUGUCUUGUGGCAGAAGCUUCACGCAUGGACAUGGGAGCACGGGGCUCCAGGGCCCUGUGCUAUGGGUUAAGAGCCACCCAUUCCAUGGAUGAGCACAGGGCCAUAGCCUAGGACAGGCGCAGGGGCUCUGCCACAGUGAGGGCCCCCCUGGAGCCCACAUGCUCCCCGUGGGGAGAGCCAGGCUGCCUUUGUUGGGUCAGCAGCAGACUUUGUCCUGGGGCUCCCUUGCUUCAGGUGGCCCAGAGAAGGAGAAACUGGGGAGCCGACAGCCCCACCUGGCUGGUUGUCAGCAGGGCGCCCAGUGACCCCAAGGCUGUGCGGAGGUGGGGUAGAGUCCUUCAGCUCAUUCCCAGGAGGCCAGAGCAGGUGUCCGGGGUCACCUGGGGUGGCGCUGGGCAAGGGUGGGGGCUGACUCUCAGGAGACCCAGGGAAGCCCUUUGAAGCCAAAUCUGCAGGCGCUUGCUUGGGGCAUGGGUGUGGUUGACCCCGCACGUGGUGGAUCUCAGGAUGGAGGGCGGAGGGCGCGCCAGGCGGGAGCAGCCAGUCCUUCUCUCCCAGCACAGUGACUCCGACUCCGACCCCGAGUCCUCUGCCCUGCCGCCGCCCAUCCCCAGCGCUGUGCCCGUGACCGGGGAGUCCUUCUGUGACUGUGAUGGCCAGAGCGAGGCCCCCUUCUGCAGCAGCCUGCACUCGGCGCGCCGCAGCAAGGACAAGGACUGCCGCUGCGGCGAGGAGGACGAGCAUUUUGACUGGGUGUGGGAUGACCUGAAUAAAUCCUCGGCCACACUGCUAAGCUGCGACAACCGAAAGGUCAACUUCCACAUGGAGUACAGCUGCGGCACGGCAGCCAUCAGGGGCACCAAGGAGCUGGGGGAGGGCCAGCACUUCUGGGAGAUCAAGAUGACCUCGCCAGUCUACGGCACCGACAUGAUGGUGGGCAUUGGGACGUCGGAUGUGGACCUGGACAAGUACCACCACACAUUCUGCAGUCUGCUCGGGAGAGAUGAGGACAGCUGGGGUCUCUCCUACACAGGGCUCCUCCAUCACAAGGGUGACAAGAUGAGCUUCUCGUCGAGGUUCGGCCAGGGCUCCAUCAUCGGCGUGCACCUGGACACCUGGCACGGGACGCUCACCUUCUUUAAGAACAGGAAGUGCAUAGGUGUGGCAGCCACCAAGCUGCAGAACAGGAAGUUCUACCCAAUGGUGUGCUCCACGGCGGCCAAGAGCAGCAUGAAGGUGAUCCGCUCGUGCGCCAGCGUCACCUCCCUGCAGUACCUGUGCUGUUACCGGCUGCGCCAGCUGCGGCCCGACUCCGGGGACACGCUGGAGGGGCUGCCCCUGCCACCCGGCCUCAAGCAGCUGCUGCACCACAAGCUGGGCUGGGUCCUGAGCAUGAGCUGCGGCCGCCGCAAGCCCCCCGCACCCUCCCCCAAGGCCACGGCCAGCGGCCCCGAGACCCGGCACUGCCAGAGGAAGCGCUGCCGACGGACCUGACUCAUUUCCCGUGAAAACUGCCUUUCUGGGGCCAAGUGGCCGCCUUCUUUGUCCCUCCCUUUGGACCAGGCUCCAGGGGCACGACUCGCAUGGAGGGCUGGCUUCGCCGGGACAGGCUCCAGGGUCCUGAGGGCAUCUGCUCCUUGCACCGCGAGGAAGCCGCCGGCCUGGCUCUUCCGGACCGACUAUGGGUCAGCGCCCGCGAGGACGCGGUUAGAGGCGGCGCUGUUGCCGCGGCCUUGCGUUUUCCUUCACUUGCUUUUUUGCAUGUCGUCAGCUGCUGUUCCUCCCGUCCCAGACCAAAAUGACCGUAAUAAACUUAGACUUUAUGUGA